UCGCGGCCUUCAGUUCAAGCUGAGACCCGCGAACGCCAACACGCUUUCGCGACGCCCACUCUCGCAUCGCACCGCCGAGGAACAACACGCGAUAGUGUUCACUUGUGAACGAGUUGCGCGCCCUUUCUCUCACGCAGUGUGAUCGUGCUUCGGUACGUGAAUGCAAAACCGGACUACUCUCUUGGCACGAGACAGCACCGACAAGGAAUCCGCAGCGGAUUGUACCUCUGAAAUUUUUCAAUAGUCGCCGAGGACUGGCCUGCCACUCGCCCGGACCCCGCCACUGGCCUGCGGGGACUCAUCGACGACGUCGCGAUAACAACAAACACGUAGGCAACAGGAGAUCCCCGGAAUGACGGCUACGCACGGCGGCGGACGUGAAGAUGAUCGUCCGGACAAGGAUUCCGUAUACACGAUCAAGACAGGAUUUAAGAACGACGGCUACCAACACGACCGCGACUCGAACGAUGACAUUGUCAAACCCCCACCGCUACCCGCUGAAGACGACAACUACAUGUCUGGAAAAGUUAAAUUAAGCGUUAACGAAAAGUGGAGAAUACUCAAGAACAUUGCAGCAGUCAGUGCAGCGUUUAUGAUCCAAUUCACCGCCUUCCAAGGAACUGCCAACUUGCAGUCCUCAAUAAACGCCGCAGAUGGCCUCGGAACAGUUUCACUCAGUUCGAUUUACGCGGCGCUCGUCGUCUCUUGUAUAUUUGUACCGACAUUCCUAAUUAAGAGGCUAACGGUCAAAUGGACCCUGUGCAUAUCCAUGAUGUGCUACGCCCCCUACAUCGGAGCGCAAUUUUACCCAGCGUUCUACACUCUCGUACCAGCAGGUGUAGUGGUCGGGUUAGGAGCAGCGCCUAUGUGGACUUCAAAAGCCACAUAUUUGACGCAAGCAGGAAGUGUCUACGCGAAGCUGACUGACCAAGCCGUUGAUGGAAUUAUAGUACGAUUCUUCGGCUUCUUCUUUCUGGCUUGGCAAACAGCUGAGCUUUGGGGCAAUUUGAUCUCUAGUUUAGUAUUUUCUUCGGGAGUCCAUAACACCAGUUCGACAACCGACAACUCGAGCAAGACAGUUUUAACCUGCGGGGCCAACUUCUGCAUGAUCGGUGGUGGUCACCAUGACAACCAGAACCUGCACCGGCCGCCAGACAGCGAGAUAUAUGAGAUCAGUGCCAUAUACCUUGCCUGUGUCGUCGUUGCCGUACUCAUGGUGGCACUUCUAGUUGACCCCCUGUCAAGGUAUGGUGAAAAGCAAAGAAAGUCGGACCCUUCAAAGGAACUGACGGGAAUCCAGCUGCUGUCUGCAACCGCCUACCAGUUAAAGAAACCAAACCAACAGUUGUUGAUCCCUAUUACAUUAUGGAUCGGAAUGGAACAAGCUUUCAUUGGGGCUGACUACACACAGGCCUAUGUCUCCUGUGCGCUCGGCAUCCGUUCAAUUGGCUACGUGAUGAUCUGCUUUGGGGUAGUCAAUGCCAUCUGCUCACUCGUCUUCGGAUCUGCCAUGAAGUACAUCGGCAGAUUCCCGAUACUUGUGAUGGGAGCUGCCCUCCACUUGGGUCUCAUCGUCUGGCUUCUGAUCUGGAAACCAAGCCCCGAAUCCCCAACGACUUUCUUCAUCAUCUCUGGUCUUUGGGGCGUUGGUGAUGCUGUAUGGCAGACUCAAAUCAACGGAUUGUACGGUGUUUUGUUCAGACGUAACAAAGAGGCUGCGUUCUCCAACUACCGUCUUUGGGAGUCUGCUGGGUUCGUGGUCGCGUACGCGUACUCCACACACCUCUGCGCCAGAAUGAAGUUGUACGUCAUGAUGGUGAUGCUCCUCAUUGGGGUAGCUGGAUACAUCGUAGUCGAAAUACUGCACAAGAGAAAGGCUCGUCGUCUGAAAGCUAUCGCUGAAGACCCAGCCAUCGCUGCCGAGGCCGCUAAACAGCCACCAGAAGAAGACGAUGAGAAGGAUGAAAUUGAUGACGAAAUCAUCAUCACACAUCUGUAAGCCAUUACCGACGGAUAGCUGCGUACAGCGGCACAGCCCUACGCUCAGCCCCCUAAAUUAAUAAACGAUGUCUAAAUUCCAAGAAAUACAAAGCCUCAUCAUCCCCGGCUGCCCCUCCCCCUCACACGCACAUACAUAAUUUUGCCAUACUUUUAGGUAUGUACAAAAUCAAAAUGACAUCCAUAUUAUAAUCUCGAAUGUAAUUAGUGCUAUUUAUGUAUCCAAUAGUUAAGUUACUAUAAGUUGGAAGAAGAGUGAAAAAUUUAAAAGACUUUACAAGUACAAACAUGUGGUGAAACCGGAAUACUGUUAUUUGCUGCUAUUGUUACUGAUGACAACUGUAACGAGUGGCGAGGCCCAUAUUCUAACUAUAAACUAAAUAGGAAUCUCAUUCACUGUGGUGCUUCGAAGGUACAAAUCCGUGUAGCGGAGGACAAAAUAAUCUCGUAAUGUUUAUGUUCGUAUCUGUUUUUGGUAAAAUUCAAGUUAUAAAGUACACUAUGUGGGCCGAUUCUUGAGACAAACACUUCUGACAGUCUUUGUUAAAUGCUAUCCAGAUAUUAUAAUUAUAAGUAGAUUUUUUUAAACUGUGAGACGAAAACAUUAUGCCAUAGAAAAAUUUAUAUAAUCGGUUACAAAAUAAAACAUAAAAUCGAUUGUUAUAUUUCUUUUACAAGAAUACCGAUAUCAAUGUUUUUAAAUUUAUAAUUUGCAAAUGAUUGUUAUCACCUGCUCUAUUCGUAGAUUGUCCAACGAAAGGAGGCAAAAUUUAGAGGCAGAACCGUUGUACAAUGGAGCCUUGUUUUUAUUAAACCCAUUGCUAAACAACGUAUAUUUCUUGACUCCGUUGUCUUAAAAUCUUUUUAAUAAUGUACAUGGUUUAUUAGAGCCUGGCUACAAUUUUAUGUUCGAAUGACAAUGAUAUUGAUUGUAAGGCUUGCUGCACAUAGGAAAUAUUAUAGUUUCUACUACGAGUUCCACACUCCAUGGUGAAAUUAUGAAAUUAUAAUCAUUUUGCUCGAGUGCAACCAGCCUUACAAACUCUCUCAGCUAGACUUUAGUGAUUUUAAAAGUAAUGUCAAAAAUGUAAAAGGUCUACCUUUGUAAUUCCAAGUACUUACUGGCAUAUAGUGUGCAGGGUUACGAUACUUUUUUAAUGUACGUUGCCCACCGCAUAUUUGAUUAACUUAACACAAUACCCGGUAGUGAACAACUUAUUGUAAAUUUUCAGAAAGACGUACAAAUUAUUAAAUUAUUGAUAUUGUGACAUUUCGGUAAAGCAUAUAAUAAUUUAUGAUCAACAAAAUUCUGUGAAGUUAAUUUAUUGGUUAAAAAAUACAUUUAUGAGUUUUCAUUUGGCUAGAAUGUCACCAGAUGGCGUUACUUGUGGUUUCAAAUCACGAUUUCGCAAUCUCUCGAGAAUAUAAAAACGAUGAAAUAAACAUUUAUUAUAAUAUAAAUAAAUAAAUGAGUACACGAACAAUUAAAUGAGUAAAUGGUGUAAAUACAUCACAAGAAACAGUAUUAAUUGAAAAUUGAAAUCAACGCCAUCUGGGUCUGACAUAAGAACUAAUAUCACAAAGUGAACAUCGUGGUUAAUCAACUUUAUAUUUUGUUAAUUAUUGUUAUAAUAAACACAUUGAGACAGCUAAGUGUCUUGUAUAGACAAUUUGUUUCUUUAAAACUAAUUUUGUAAAAGACCUGCGAUAGAUUAGGACAGUGUUAGCAGAAUCUGAUCGUGAGGUAACUAGAUCAAAUGAAUUAAUAUUAUUUUUUAUCAUAGCAAUAUUAUAAAUACGUAGAUAAAUUAAGCUUGUGUAUACCUUUUAUCACAAUGACGUUUAAAAUUGUAAUUUUUCGCACAGUGUGUCGGUUGAGGAAUGUUUAGUUUUUUCACCAUGUUCACAAUUUUAAACGUGAUGGACAGUUAGUAUUAUGAGUAAGUAUAAUAAUAUAUUAGCAUGGCUGCCUACGAGCACGUCUGCAUGCUUCAAUAUUUAUGUUAGAUACAUAUUUUAUGGAAUGCUAUUAGGACUUCGACAGAGUGAACAAACAUUGAUAUAUUAAAACAACAAACAAAAUCAUUUAAACUAACAAUCUUCAUACAAAUAGGAACUCUAUUGUUUGCAACAAAGCAUUGAGUUUUGUCUGUCGAGGUACUAAUUCAUUAGAAACCUACCCACUAUUUAUUGUCAGUUUGCAUCGGCUAUAAGAAUUCAAUAUGAUGGUACAAUUUUUAAUAUUAUGCCCUGUCUUAAAACCGUUUCCCAGCAAAUAGUAGGCAAGGUAUACAAUAGGUAGGGUAACAAAACCACGUGAUAAAUUAUAUCAAUAAAAUGUAAUUAUAUAAAUAAUAUUAUGUAAGAGUAUAUUAAUGUAAAUUAAAAUUUGAUUAGUAUUAGUUCGGUAAGGCUAUUAUAGUAAAUAAAUUUAUUGCUCUAUUUUUGAGAUAACACUUUUUUUUUGUUUGAAUAAGAUAUUAUGUUACCUACUUUAAUAAAGAUGUCAUAUGAGUUUGUGAUGAAAUAAACAUAAAAUUGUUUGGUCAA
Messenger RNA from Spodoptera frugiperda (fall armyworm), 4548 nucleotides. RefSeq names its product UNC93-like protein. The coding region runs from base 353 to 1999 and encodes 548 amino acids. NCBI's taxonomy places the organism in Eukaryota, Metazoa, Arthropoda, Insecta, Lepidoptera, Noctuidae. The transcript has 8 exons. Gene Ontology annotation, biological process: regulation of muscle contraction; regulation of potassium ion transport. Gene Ontology annotation, cellular component: striated muscle dense body; plasma membrane. Gene Ontology annotation, molecular function: potassium channel regulator activity. The record is from RefSeq and is a predicted model, not a curated record.